AUGCUAGACAAUAAUGAAACCACUUCAAAUUCAUCCGGCGUUUUAACUCUCUCUAAUCCUUCCACUACCUCUUCAUACAUUCACGGAGUUAAUAAUGAUUAUUACCUACCACCCUCCGGAGAAAGAGAAGACAUGAAUAAUAGCAACAUGUCAUCAUCGGAGGAUGCUGAGCCAAUGUCCACAGCUGAUCAAAUGGACUUUUCAGAGUCGGGAUUGGAUGUCCAUGAGUAUGGCUCUUUUGCCUCUAGAAUGCAUGACUUUUCUUCUCCCAUCACAACAAAGGCUCCGCCCUUUCCAGAAAAGAAUUUACAACAAGUCGGUAGCGCAAAGAAGGGUGUUGUUCAAGCACCACCACGACCUCCUAAUCCUUUUACAUCCAUUCCACCUGCACUGAAUCAUCAUUCCACUCCCAUUUCCAAUAAUGUAAUUAAUUCCAUCACCACGACUACCACCAUUCCCACCACAAAUAUGCAACCCGAACCAUCAAGUCCUUCCAACACCUUUAGAGAAUUUCUAGAGGGUGAAGUGUAUAAGAGACCAGCCCGUCUCUCUCCGCUAUCUGUUGAUAACAUUGUUGAGGAACAGCAGACCAUCAACAAGACAAAACAGUCAUCAACUAAAGUCUCAUCAUCAUCGGCCACAACGACUGGCCCUAAACAACCUACAAAUCCUUCCGUAAAUAUCAAUUCUUCCAAACAAUCCGUAACAUCAUCAUCAACAACAACAGCAACCAAUGGAAAUACUGUUACUGAACAAAAAGUUGAACCUCCUCAAAGACCAACAAUUUCAAAUAAGACACUUUUAUUGGCAAAUCGAUUGACUGCUCAACCUUCCAAACCACAACAGCAAGAAGAAGAAUCUAAUAACGAAUCAAGCGAUCAUGAAAUGUCAACAAAAAAAAACUCUUGCCAGCAAGAAAGAAUCAAAGAAAAGAUCAAGUCAUGA
Molecule: messenger RNA, 945 nt
Organism: Naegleria fowleri
Lineage: Eukaryota; Heterolobosea; Eutetramitea; Acrasida; Naegleriidae
Exons: 1
Coding region: 1-945 (314 amino acids)
Source: RefSeq, a predicted model, not a curated record